GUCCUGUCGGGCACAGUGGCGCAGCUCACCGCGAACGCGAAUACUGUCACCGCAACUAUGUGGAGAGGCUCGCUGCCCGUCCAGGCGACUGCCCGGGAGCUGGUGGAUCGCGCGAUCCAGAGGGGCCCCGCCGCAUCACCGAAUCUGGCACAAUUUGCCAGGUGGUCCAUGCGGGGCACGCUGAGGAGCACAGCAACGCGAUUCGAGCUGAAUUUGCAGCGGCUCUGGCACCUUCUGCCAACGCGCAUUGCCGCCGCAGUCUGCAGCGCGGACUCGGACCGCUGGCACGCAGCCAGACGAUUCCAGAACACGAUGGACAUCCACGUUUCUGUCGGCUAG
This is a messenger RNA of Prorocentrum cordatum, 339 nucleotides long. NCBI's taxonomy places the organism in Eukaryota, Dinophyceae, Prorocentrales, Prorocentraceae. The record is from the annotation of a GenBank genome assembly.